AUGUUUCCUUCCUGUCCAUCUAAGGAGAAGACGGAAUCCUACGCCACGCCUGAGUCGUCCGACAUUGACGGGGCUGCUCACUCUGGUGAGACAACCCCAGAAUUCUCCCAAUCCCAACACUUUAGUCCUCCAAGAUACCAUAGGAGAGAAAGCAGCGUUUCCGACUUUGGGUAUCACAUUCCCCCUCCACCAUUUUUCAAUGGUGCUUGCCCGUUUGCAAAGUUUGGCGUGGCACCCCCUCCUUUUCCUCCUCCUCCUCCUCACUGGCACCAAAUGAACCCACACGACCCAUUCUUUCAAGAGUUUCAGGCUCACCACCCACGUAAACCUUCAUUAUUGCGUAAAGUCUUGGUUGUUUGCAUGGCCAUAAGUGCUGCUUUUGCCUUCUUCCAAUUGGGCAGAGGCUAUGAGAUGUUCUCGGAUAAUAUGGGUAUGAUGUCUGACUCAUGGGACGAUUUUGAUCACGAGGAUUCUCUCAGAGAGUAUCACGGGGGCCACCACGGGGGCCACCACGGAUAUCACCACGGAUAUCACCACGGAGAUCAUAAUGGAGAUCAUAAUGGAGAUCAUCACCCUUGGAAGGACUGUCCAGAUGGAGACUAUCCACCCCCACCACCAAGUAACGGUGCCGAACCUGAAUUAGGCAAUGUACGUCCAGGUAAACAGGGUGAGAAGGACGAAGAAUUUGAAGACCCCGGACACUACCCAGAACAAGCUGAAGAAGAACACUUUGAGGUUGAAUCUAGCUAUCACUCCGGUAUGAGUUCGGGGGGUGAUCAUGAGUUCAAAUCUGAAGAAGAUCAUGAAAAAGACAAUGAAUCUCAGGAUGAGCCUCAAGUGGCUGGCAAUGAAAGCGAAGAGGUUGGUGAAUCAGAUGCCGUCAAAGACGUGAAGGAAGAGUCUUCGAAUGAAGCGAUGAAGGACCUCGCUUCUAACAUCAAGGAAGGAGCUAAGAAAGCGUUCGGUUUGUACUAA
This is a messenger RNA of Sungouiella intermedia, 975 nucleotides long. The record is from the annotation of a GenBank genome assembly. NCBI's taxonomy places the organism in Eukaryota, Fungi, Ascomycota, Pichiomycetes, Serinales, Metschnikowiaceae.